Messenger RNA from Aspergillus ruber CBS 135680, 567 nucleotides. RefSeq lists its product as uncharacterized. The transcript has 2 exons. Lineage: Eukaryota; Fungi; Ascomycota; Eurotiomycetes; Eurotiales; Aspergillaceae. The record is from RefSeq and is a predicted model, not a curated record. The coding region runs from base 126 to 326 and encodes 66 amino acids. Gene Ontology annotation, biological process: protein secretion.
CCGCAACGCCGCAACGCAGCGACGCACGUGACACUCCCCGGUCCUAGCUCCAAGCCGAGCAUCGCGAUCAUCCACGAGCACGAGCAGCUUCCGAUUCAUUCCGCGCUGGUAGCCAGAAAGACAAGAUGGCACUUUACCUAAUCUCCAAAGUCGCAGACCCCAUCUUCGCCGCCGCAAUUGGCACCUCUGCUGCCCUAAUCCGCAUCCACCGCGAUCAGCAAGAGAAACAGCCCUCGCACGCCAAGGAGAUCGGCUAUCGUGAGGUCAUGUCGUUGGGAGCGAAUCGGGUACGGCGCUGGUGGGCUGGGGAUUUCGCAGGGCUGUAAAUAAAUGUCUUGGAAGUACGAAGUAAUCGAUGUGCGAUUCAGUCGUUUUCGAAGUGUUUGUCGACGAAGGAGGGAGGGAUAUACGGGACUUGGGUUAGGGAAUGAUCUUUGGCUCUAUUUUCACGACAACUGACAUACUCAUCUAGAUUGGCAGUCACAUACUCAUAGGAAGACCAAGUUUCUCGCAGACAGACGGUUGCAGAGGCAGCUCUUCCAUGAGAAAUUUCCCAUCUUUACCAUC